CCUACGCGCUGCGCGUCCCAUUAUGCUCUCUAUCUGCCCUUACCUCGAAUUUUUGUCUUGCCUUCCUUACAUGCGAUACACAAUUGUGUAUAUGUUCUCAAAAUCUGAUUAUAAGGUCCAUCACAUAUCACUUCCAAAAGUCUUAGUGUCAAUUUCUGAUGCAAGAUUUUGCGCUUCACAUUCACUUUCUUUAACGAUUUCAAAGUCUACUGGACCACUGGACCACUGGACCACUUCUUAUUCCAGCUGCUAAGAAUUUCAGAACCUCCCAACUCUUACCUUUUGAAAAAUUUACUACUAAUAUUAUUUAUAAAACAUCUAUUUGCAUCUACCUUGGCUCUUAAACAUACCCCUUGAAUCGCAUGCGCGUCUUAUACGAUACCUACAACUAUGCCUGAUGAAGCGGAUAUAAUGGACGAGCUCCACGGGCUCAAUGGGUUUGUACCACGAGAUAUAGUUAUGUAGGAGUUAACUGACUAAUUUUGUUAGAGAACUGAAGAGCUUCCCUGCCGGUGCGCAUUGGUUCUGUCCCAAGCGGAAUGACGAAGAUUAUGUCGACUAUUCCCGCCCAGACGACGCCGAGGAAGAUAUGAGCGCAGAAACCAAGAAAGAACUUAUACAAGAUGCCCAGCGGAGACAGACUGUUGCAUAUAAAUCUUCUCUCAUUAUAGGAUUAGAUCCCGAUUCAGGUGGCCCCAUGGUAGAAGACUACCUUAAACAUUUAAACAAACUUUUGACGUGCUGUGAUAAAUGUGUGCAUAAUUGGCAUAUAGGUCGCAAGGCAUAUCUUAAGGAACUAGCAGAGUAAAAUUCCACCACAUGCACUUCGUUCCGAUUCUAACAUGUCUUAGGAGUUUCGAUGAUGAAACUGUCGCAGAGCUUUCGAACCGCCUGAACGCUAUCGACUUUCAACGUAUAGAUAACGGGCUAAGGUCAAGCAAGAAAGUCAUAUCCGACGUGGAGUCUCCAAUGAGGACGCAGAAACUGCUUGCUGGAUACGACUCCUCCCUUCUAUUGUCCCUCUACGAAUCACUUUGUUGCGUCGAUUAUCAUAAAUCUGAGGAUAACCUAUCAAAGCACUUCGAUUUCGUCUUUGAAGAAAUACAAGCAAAGAAAGUCCUGAGAAUUAGCGACAUAUUACCAGCUACAGGACGUUUUUUAUUCGAUAAAAAUGUCAUACGACUGCGAUUCGCUAGGUGCGCCUGGCAGAAAGCUACUACUAUGCUUACCCCCGAGUCAUUCGAAUGGGUCGUACAUGACACACUGUCGGAAGCAAUUAUUUCUGUGACUCAAGGAAAUUACGAUUACGAUGAUAUCAUACGCUUUUGGGAAGGAUUCCUUUUGAUUUUAGACAAACUAGAUGAACACCUCAUAACACAUUCUCUCCGAGCAAUGGAGGUUCAACCAAAUGUGUAUAUGCUUGCACUCAACCACUUGGCCUGUAAAUCGGAAAGGAUCGGCCAGCUAGUUAUCGAAGUACUCCGAGGCUUACUCAAAAGGUCCUCAAAGAACUUCUGGGCUGCAUUUAACACAAUCUCGCCCGCCACUAUUGCAGAAAACAUUUUCCGGAGUGGUGGCUUUGAGGGAAUGCUUUGCAGAAUAAACUUUGGAGACCCGGAAAUCUCUUUUGCUCUGGCAUGGAUACCUGAACUUGUGGAAUCACUUCCUUCUGAUCGUCAAUAUGAUGCUUGCAGCUUCCUGCUCGAAUUUCUUCUACGACGUUAUCAAAAGACGACGUGGCCGGAGAAUACCAGGCUUGCUUGUUGUUGCGUAGCGCUCGAUACUCUCCGUGCCACUUUAAACACCUUUGUCGACUCGGAAUACAACAUCAACCCGUCGACGUCUCUUAUAUUCAUCAAUAACAUCAUGGGACUUGUUGACCAAUACAAGGAGACGAUUGCGAGAUCUGCUGAUCUGAAUAUGGCCGACGCUACACAUCAAGAAAUGAGGAGGCUUGGUAUGUUAGUGGUACGAGAUGCUUUGGCACUCGAUUGCAAAUCUUUGAGUGCGGAGUUCCAGGCUCUCGCGCAAAAUAUCCCGAUACAACAGGGUCUUAGAAGCCAUUCUCAACCAAUUUGGCAAGCUGUUCUUGACAUUUUUAGACCAGGAAACGUAGAUUUAGCCAAGAGUAUUCUUGCGGCAACAACUCACCUAACCGGCUUGGAUGAACUCACACCACAGACGAAGAAAUCACCGCUUCCUCCCUCCCAUCUACAAUAUAACAAGGACUUUCAUCAACUCACCGAGAACGUGUCUAGAAUUUUUGAGCGGCUUAGUGAUUUUGAUGCAUCUCAUUUGAUUGAGAUGUACCGGGAUCCUCAGACUUCUCGUCCACUGUUUGCAGCCCUUGUCUCUGCUGACCAAGAGAUUUUCGAAGCUGCUGUUGAGGUUGUUAAAGCUGCAACAGGCCAAGUAAGCAAGCGAGAAGCUAUGUCGAGCUUGUUGGAGCAAGCAUUUGUACCAAUGUUAAAUUCCUUGACAUUUGCUACCGUCCGAGUCACAAAGGCAAAAAAUUUCUCCCCUGUUCCAUAUCUAAUUAAAGUUGGGCGGGACAUGCUCAAUGCUCUAUGUGGAAACACGGGAUAUUUACGAAAUCAUCCUUCUUUGGAUUCCACAGAACGAGGCGCUGUAAUGUCUUGGUGGACUAACCAGUGGCGUGCUCUUGAUGUGACAUUCUCUAACACAGAAUCAUGGGGAGGUCGUGUACAACGCUCAAAGGAAUACUUGCAAGAUUUUUGCCGAGACGGCAUGGAAUAUGCAGAGUCUUUGUUCAACCAAUAUAGUAUCAUCGCUUCUGCUCUAAGCGAGUCUCCUGGCUUGUCUAAUGAUGAGUCGACACCCCACAGCUCGUCAAAGUCGGCAUUGAAGAAGGUAUUGCAAGUCGUUUGCCUGAAUGUGAACGGUCUGACCAUGAUGCUCAGGCUGAGAGAUAUCUAUUUAGUCAGUGUGAUCACUAGUCUUCUUGGAAAGCUUCUUAGAUCAUUAGCAGAGUUUGAUGUUGAGGUCCAUCAGUACGCACUAGAGUAUAUACAAGAUGCAUGCAGAAACGACAGCGAUUCAAGAUACAGAAAGACCAAUCUUACUAAUCAACAAAAAGCCGAGUUACAUGCUGCUCUUGAUGAGCAUAAAGGAGUGGAGGUUAUAGAAAUCCACCCUACAACGGCUAAGAAACAGCAAUCAAGAAUUGAUUCAUGGUCUAAGUCAGCAGAUGGUGUAAAACAUGAGCCGACAAUCAAUAUCAAGGGACGCCAUACUCAAACGUCGCUCGAUACUUGGUCAAAAGCUGGAGACGGCAAAACAUACGAGCCAGUCAUCACUCAAUCCAACAAGGCAUCACAAGCUCCCUUCACCCUCUCUGAGCAUCAUAAGAGUAUUAUAGACCAAAUGAGAGCACAGCCACCACUGAAGAACGUCCAAGUCACUGAAGAUUGGAAGGACAAACGCCGUAAAGAUGCAGAGGAUAAGAAGAAGCGGGACGCAGAAGCUAUUGCGAAAGCGAAAGCCCUUCGUGCCCCAACGGCUUUAGUAAAGGGUGAAGGAUCUGGUCUAAAGAACCUGAGUGGUGUAGCAGGUAAAGAUCAUGCGCCUGUUCGAAGUGAGAUAAUGGUGGGAUCAUCAGACGAAGAUUCGGAUGAUGAUGAUGACGAUGGUUCCGACACGAACUUACUUUUCAGCAAAAGCCGGGAGACUUCUAAGGCAGUCAAAGAGUAUGAAGAAAGCAGGAAAAAGGCUCUGUUACAAGCGGCGGCGGGCCCAGUACGAAAGACCAAGAAGGUGUACUCAAAGAAGGAUCUUCGUGCUCGUUUGGAGCCAAACAUGGAUAUCAUAUAUCUCGAGCUACUCAAUUGGGACAUUUUCCAUGAGGGCGAGGACCCUCCAAGCAACAAUGUUUGUAGGAAGAUCGCCAACAGCUUCCUCGACCUCGGACUCUAUAAGGAUACCUUCAAGCCUUUGCUCAUAUCAGAAGUAUGGCGAUCAUUGCUAACGGCCAAAGAAGAGAACAACUAUAAGCCUAUAGAAAUAAAGGUUCUGAAUCGUUUAUCUGUUGAUAAGUUUAUGGAAGUUAGCACUACUAUGUCGAUUUCCAACCAAAGAGACCUCAUGGUGUACCAACAAGACAUUGUGCUCCUUUCUAAAAGCUCAAAUCCGCUUCAAGACAAGCAAGCACCACAUUGCCUAGCACGCGUUUUUAGGACAACCCGUAAGCGUGAUGCAGUGGAAGUCACAUACAGAGUCAGUAGGGAUAUUAGCCCUGAACUUCUGAAUUGUUUUGUGCCUAACGGCAAAUUGUACACCCUCAAAAUCACUGAUAUGACGACAACACUGCGAGAGUUUGCAGCCCUGAGCAGUCUCGAAUACUACGACUUAUGCACCGAAAUUCUGGAGGCAAAGCCUUCUCCGUUACAAAAAUAUUCGGAUGAGAAGGUUACUUCGAUUUCGACUAGGUAUAAGCUCAAUAACGGGCAAGCCAAAGCAAUUUUGUCCGCAAAUGAUAAUGAUGGUUUUACUUUGAUCCAAGGGUAUGUAUUGCAUUAUAUUCUGCUUCCCAAUCACACUGCUAACAGUACCAGUCCUCCCGGAUCAGGAAAAACCAAAACUAUUAUUGCGAUGGUUGGUGCUUUACUAUCCCAAGUGCUUCAGCAGCAAGCACAACAGGUUGGCUUCAGGCCACAAGGUCAAAAUGGCGGCGUAGGCGCCCAAGCCCAAGCUCCUAAGAAAAAGCUACUUAUCUGCGCUCCCAGUAACGCCGCUGUUGAUGAAUUGGUCCUCCGGUUGAAGGAGGGAAUAUUGCCUCUCACCGGCUCUCAUCAAAAGAUUAACGUCAUCCGUGUCGGACGAAGUGAUGCCAUCAAUUCUACCGUGAAGGAUGUCACGCUUGAUGAAUUGGUUAGGAUCAAGCUCGAAGGGGACCAAGAGUCCAAAAAGGGUCAAUUGAAUGACCGGGAGAAGCUACACAGGGAUGCAGGGCUUAUAAAAGAGAGGCUCAAUGUCAUAAGGCCUGAAAUGGAGAAGUGCCGUGCGGAAGGUGACAGAACCUCGGAACAGAAACUGCAAAGAGAGUUCGACGAGCUUAAGCGGAAGCAAGCACACAUUGGUAACAAAAUCGAUGAGGACAAGGAAAGUGACAACAAGGUUCGACAAAAUGAGAUCAGUAGACGUCAUUUUACGCAGGAAAUUAUCGAUGGCGCCCACGUUCUCUGUGCUACGCUCAGUGGAUCUGGACACGAUUUUCUAAGGAAUGUCAAUGUUGAAUUCGAGACAGUCGUUAUUGACGAGGCUGCUCAAUGUAUUGAGCUCAGCGCUCUUAUACCUCUCAAGUAUGGUGCUACGAAAUGUAUCUUGGUCGGAGAUCCUGAGCAACUGCCUCCAACAGUCCUCUCACGACUGGCAAAGAGUUAUGGCUACGAACAGAGUCUUUUCGUCCGAAUGCAGCGGAACCAUCCUAAAGAUGUUCACCUACUCGACACUCAGUACCGCAUGCAUCCCGAGAUCAGUCGAUUUCCAAGUCAGCAGUUUUAUAACAGCCGUCUUAUUGAUGGUGAUGGAAUGGCACAGUUACGGGUCCAGCCAUGGCACGCAAGCUCCAUUCUGGGACCUUAUCGAUUUUUUGAUGUUGUGGGUGUACAAAGCAAGGAAACCAAGGGACAUUCGCUCAUCAACGUUCCUGAGUUGAAUGCUGCUAUCCAGAUUUAUCAACGACUUAAGAUAGAUUACAGAUCUUAUGAUUUUAGAGGUAAAAUCGGUAUUAUUACAACCUACAAGGCUCAAUUGAACGAGCUUAAACGACGUUUUGGUGCGAAAUUCGGAGACGAAAUUUUUGAAGAGAUUGAAUUUAAUACGACUGAUGCUUUCCAAGGUCGAGAGCGAGAGAUCAUCAUAUUUUCUUGUGUUCGUGCCAAGGCUUCAGGAGGUAUUGGUUUCCUGAACGAUAUCCGACGCAUGAACGUAGGCCUGACUAGAGCCAAAUCGUCCUUGUGGGUUCUUGGAGAUUCUAGGGCAUUGGAGCAAGGUGAAUAUUGGAACAAACUUAUUCAAGACGCCAGGAGCCGUAGCAGAUAUACAAGUGGCGAUAUCAUGGGAUUGUUGUCAAAGCCGACGUCUAAGGAUGCACCAGCGAUAGACUAUUCACAAUUAUCCUCUAGUGUCAACGGCAAUAUAUCUAGGCGGUCAUCUGCGAAAAGCGACAGCGAUAUCGACAUGACAGAUGUGCCACAAAAUCAAAGUUCACGCGGAUCAGGACCGGGUAGUAGUAGCACAACACCCGCGGAUAGUGAUGAUAGGAUGACACCGACAAAUGUCGAGACUGAGCAGAGAAAGAGGCCCAGGGAACAAGAGCCUCGAGAAGAGAAUAUUCCGAAAAAGCAGAAGGUAAGCCAACGAAGACUGGCGUGGUACAUUCGCAAUUUCUUUCAGCAUAGGUUUAUGUUUUGUUAACUCGAAUAGAUUCCACCCCCGGAAGUCGAUCAUGCACCUGCUAUAAUCAACCGGGGCUCAGCCGAACCUCAGCGAAGUGCUCAAAAAGUUGAUCUGGAAGCUGCACUUCAAGCACAGCAGGCAACUAAAGCUGCAGCGGCAGCGGCAGCGGCGCGUAUACCAAAGUCUAAUCUACCCCAUCCUCCGCGCAGAAAGGCGCCGGCAGACCCCUUUAUUCAGCGUAAACCAGCAAAAAGAAAGUGAGGAAAGCAUGGAUUUAUUUAUUGAUAUCUUUAUUGAAGGUUGGGAACCUGCAUAACUUGGCGCAACAGAAUAUUAGCAUGGCGAACGGCGCACGUGUGAGAAAAGUGAGAAUCUUUUUCGUAGAUGUGAUAGAUCUUAGAUGGUAGAAAAUAGUUGCAGCUUGGUGAUUGUGACAGCUUUAAUACACAUGCUAGAAAUCCAAAAUGGAGAGAGCUUAAAUUGAUCUCUAUCAAUUUAAUUGCCCUUAAUACUGCCAACGAUAAGACUCUCAAGGUAAAAU
Messenger RNA from Sclerotinia trifoliorum, 6958 nucleotides. The record is from the annotation of a GenBank genome assembly. NCBI's taxonomy places the organism in Eukaryota, Fungi, Ascomycota, Leotiomycetes, Helotiales, Sclerotiniaceae.